CGUCGCCACGCUGCCGUCGCACGCAACGCAACCCACGCCGCCGUCGCUGCCGACUCGGCUGUGCACUACUAUAUUUUCACGAAUCUGCCGUUGUUUUUCGAACUUCCUUAAUGAAUGCAAUAGCUAAAAGUAACUUUUGAAUGUUGAAAAUAAAGUUACUUUAGUUUUAAUAACUUUAGUAAACUUUUCAAGCUUAGUUUUUUUUUGUGUAAAGAUAUUUAAAACGAUAUUUAAUUGGUGAUGUGAUAUGGCUAGGCGACGACAGUACACUAAUUGCGCAUGGCUGUUGUUAGCCGGAUGCGCGUGGGCAUGCGCGCUGCUCACUUCUGUCGCUGCUGAAGCACAUCCUGAUGUUGAUACGUCCACUGGACUUGGUGAUAACACACUCACUAAUUCAGUGGUGGAGGAGCCAGAGUUUACGGACGUCAUACAAAACGUGACGGUGCCAGCCGGCCGGAGCGUGCGACUCGCCUGCUCCGUCAAGAACCUCGGCUCUUACAAGGUGGCGUGGAUGCACUUUGAGCAGUCAGCAAUCCUCACAGUUCACAACCACGUGAUCACGCGCAACCCUCGCGUUAGUGUCACUCAUGACAAACACCGCACGUGGUUCCUGCACAUCAGUGAUGUCAGGGAGGAGGACCGGGGGCGCUACAUGUGCCAGAUCAACACCGUCACUGCUAAGACACAAUUCGGAUAUCUACAUGUUGUCGUGCCGCCGACCAUCGACGACUCGUUGAGUUCGAGCGACGUUAUCGUGCGAGAGGGCGCCAACGUCACGCUGACGUGCCGCGCUAAUGGCUCUCCUAAGCCCACCAUCAAGUGGAAACGGGACGACAACUCAAAAAUCUCCAUCAGCAAGGGACAUUCCGUUUCCGAGUGGGAAGGUGAAGUGUUGGAGAUGGCUAGAAUUUCCCGGCUAGAUAUGGGUGCCUACUUAUGCAUUGCUAGUAACGGCGUGCCGCCAACAGUGUCAAAGCGGGUCAAAGUCAGCGUUGAUUUUCCACCCAUGUUAUGGAUUCCUCAUCAGCUCGUGGGUGCACCGCUUUACUACAACGUGACUUUGGAAUGCUUCACAGAAGCCCAUCCAACUUCCCUGAACUAUUGGACUAGGGAUGAUGGUCACAUGAUUCAUGAGAGCCCCAAGUAUCACAUGGAGAAUACUGUAGGAAUACCAGCUUAUAAGACUCACAUGAGACUACUCAUUAGGAAUAUCAACACUGAAGACUAUGGUACAUAUAAGUGUAUAGCUAAGAAUCCGAGAGGCGAGUCUGAUGGUACCAUUCGCUUAUAUACUUCAUCACCACCGACGACCACACCGGAUCCCCGUGCGCUGACCAUACCCCCACCGUCUAGACCUCCUCGCCGCGACACUCCACUCACAGACAAGGGUACUAAAUAUCAAUCAAACCUUAACGAAAUUGACAAGGGCAAACAGAAAACAGAUGAAGGUGGUGGGAAGACACACUUGAACUGGGUGGGAGGUGCAUCGCAGGUUACAGGCGACGCUGACUGGAGGAGAAGCUCUAUAUGGGUUAUAGCGUCACUAAUCGCUGUGCCAUAUUAUAUUUUAAUGAUGUAACUCCAUCAUCAUUCAUUCGAACACUGUCCAUGUACACACGUAGGUACCCGAGCUUGGCUCGCCCGAGAUAGUGCAAAUUAAAAGGAAAUUGUUUUUAUCUUUCGUAUUCCGUACACGUCAUGCGAGAUAAAUUCAACGUAUUACCUGUUAAUUCUCGCCUGUACAGGGUGGCCGAGAAAUCAACGCUAAGCUGAUAAUGGACGAUAUAUAUUUAUUGUUUAUCAAUACGGGGCUAUGAUUAGUUAAAAAAAACAAGAAUCAUACAACAAAUAUUUGGAAA
Molecule: messenger RNA, 1859 nt
Organism: Spodoptera litura
Lineage: Eukaryota; Metazoa; Arthropoda; Insecta; Lepidoptera; Noctuidae
Product: lachesin
Cellular component (GO): neuron projection
Source: RefSeq, a predicted model, not a curated record